Molecule: messenger RNA, 4201 nt
Organism: Calliphora vicina (urban bluebottle blowfly)
Lineage: Eukaryota; Metazoa; Arthropoda; Insecta; Diptera; Calliphoridae
Gene: Cap-H2
Product: Chromosome associated protein H2
Exons: 7
Coding region: 1-4182 (1393 amino acids)
Biological process (GO): meiotic chromosome condensation; mitotic sister chromatid separation
Cellular component (GO): condensin complex; nucleus
Molecular function (GO): chromatin binding
Source: RefSeq, a predicted model, not a curated record
AUGGCUGAUGCUUUAACUGAUAUUUUACGGGCUGCUAGCAAACAUCCCAAUUCCCGGGUAUCAAAACUAAUACACACCGUUGAAGAGGAACCCAGCCAAAAGAAUAUCGUUUUACUAUUAAUUGAACUGGCCGAACAUGCAGAAUAUUCUACAGAUUUUAAUGUAUCAUUAAAAUAUUAUUUGGAUUAUUUUGAACGUUUGGGCAUUAGUAGUGAUUUAGUUUUAAACGAAGCUGGUCUUCUAUUGGUUAAUUCAUCAAAAAUCUAUUCCAAACGUGUUGAUUACGUACAAAGUCUAGUGGAGAGACAAAUUCUAACAUUAUCAAAUGCCGAUGAAGAGCUACAAAAACAAAAAUUAGAACAACAACAAACCGAAAAUGCUGCACCCACCGAAAAGCCCAAAAGAGGCCGAAAACGAGUAUUAGAAGCUCCGAGUGAUCCCUAUGAAGUUGAAUUAACACCGAAAAAAUUCAAAAAGCUAACGGAAGAGAAACGUUUUGCCGUACCAAAAUCGGCACAAAAACCCAAAUCAUUACUGCGUAAUAUUGAAAUGGAACAACAAAUACAUCCGGCUGGAUGGCAACAUGCCACCAUCUAUGAUUUGGAAAAUGAAGAAGAUAUCGAUACGAAAAGGAAUUACAAACUAUUUACCUAUCAUAUAGAACAUCGUUACAAUACCCUGGUGCCGGAUAUAAACUUUCGUUUGCAUUUCAAAAUGAAAGACUACAUGGACGAGCAAGAGGAAAUGGAAGAUGAAGCCUGUAAUACAGAUCGCAGUUGGCCGCCUCUAUCGGAAGCAUAUGUUCAGAAAUAUCUACGUUUGGAGAAUUAUGUGCUACAACAAGACAUGAAAGCUAAAAAAAGAAAAUCAGCAGAACUAGACGAAGACACAGUAAGCCCAGCGGAAGGACAAACUGUUAUAACAAAUGAUCCAAAAGACCCAGCGGAUAAUUUGCAAGAACAUGAUUCCAUAAAUGUUAAAAAUGUUUCGGAAUUGGAUCAAACUAUGCUGGAUUGUAGUGCGGCAAACAAUAGCACAAAUGAGGACUUAGAUCCAGCAAAUAAGUCCCAAGAGAAUUUGGAUUCCUCCAAUAUAAAUGGCAAAAAUGAUUCUGGUUUAGGUCAAAGUAUAUUGGAUGAAACAAAUAACAUAUUGGAGACAACACAGCUGGAUGCAACAAAUUUAAAUGAUACAAAUACAGCAGAGGCUAACAAAGAAAAUGAUUCUGCUUUGGGUACUAGUGUGUUAGAUCAAACUAGCAGUACAGAGAAUAAUACAACAGCAGAAGCGGAAAAUCUAAAUGAUACAAAUGUAGCAGAAGCCAACAAUUCGUUAAAUACAACGGAAAAUCAACAAGAAAAUGAUUCUGCUUUGGGUACUAGUGUAUUAGAUCAAAGUAACGAUGCAACAACAGAUACUACAAAAAAUCUGGAUAUAACAACAAAUUCGGAAAGCCUUAAUGAUACAAAUGUAGAAGCAGAAGCCAACAAAUCUUUAAAUAACUCGGAAACACAACUCGAAAAUGAUUCUGCUUUGGGUACUAGUGUAUUAGAUCAAACCAGCAAUACUGAAAAUAAUACAACAACCGAGGCAAAUGAAAAUUUGGAUACAACACAGGAAGGCAUCGCUGAAACAAGUGGAGUUUUGGAAACCAGUAGUACAGAAAAUAAUACAACAGAAGCAAACGAAAAUUUGGAAACCAUAAAAGAAGGGGAUGAAAAUAAAACAGAUAAUCCUGCUGAACUUAGUAAAGCCACAGACAAUAGAAAAGACUCUGCCUUAAUAGAUGAUAGACAUCAUUCGAUUUCAACAGAAAAUUUAGCCAUGUCUAGGGAAAAUUUAAAUCAAAUUGAUGUUGAGCCACAACUGGAUAAAGAUAACAACCAAAUCCGUAUAGAACUACCACACACGGAUGAUGAAGGUGUUUACCUUUCAGAUUUAGAAGACAAUGAAUGUCGUUUGUUGUCACCCGUCAUUAAGGCCGCUAAUAUAUUGCCGGGAGUGGAGAGAAAAGAUGUAACCAUAUAUAUGGAUGAUGAAUUAAAGGAAGCCCUUGAAAUGAGAGAUGACAUUAUGGAACAUUUUAGUUAUGAAACCUUUAAAGUGCCUGUGAUAACAACACCUAAAAAACAAAAUUUAUUAUUUAAUAUUUUUAAAUUACCCGAAAAACUAGUAAGAAGAAAAAUUUUAUUUAAAUUGGGACCUGAAAUGGAUUUAUAUCUGCAAGCGCGCUCUUUAAAACGUUGUAGAAACGAAGCUCCAGCACGCGUGGUACGUACCCCUCAACUAACACAAUGGUUUUCUCUUAACGAUACCGAUAUGAGCGGUGUUUGUAUGUCACCGCCCUAUAGUCCGGGACAUUCUUCGGAUUUUUGUGGCUUUUCGGAUAACGAGGAUGAUGAUGACAGCGACAGUUGUGCUGAAUUUUGUGGUUUUACUGAAGAGGAACAGGAGACUUUAAUAAUAAAACAUGUAUGUCGUUUAAGUCGUGAUUCGGGUGUUGGGGUGGAUGUUAACAAUUUGACGCCGGAAAAGGAAACAUUAGAAAUUAUAUUCGAAGAGGUAGAAACGUCUGCAGUAGAGAACUGCAAAAGGAUUAUUAAUCUAGAUGAAACACCAAAUAACUGUGAACAAAGUACGGAAAGUUUAUUAAAUCAGCUGCCGGAUGAAAUUAGAGAGGUUUUAACUACUGAACUGGAAGGAAAUAAUGAAACACCAGAAAAUGGAAACAAGGAACCCAACACGGAGGCAAGUUGUAGUGAAACAAUAGAAGAAUCGGAAAAAUUGCAAACCCAAAGUAGUAUGGAUAAUUCGGAAUGUGUUACCACAGAAAACUCCGCGACAAAUAAUACGCAAGAGUCUGAUAUGGUGUUAACGGAGAACUCUACAGAAACGCAAAUAUGUACAGAAGGAAGUGCGCAAAGUACAGAAUCUCAAGAUUGUACUGAAGAAAGUGCUCUAAGUACGGAGCCCUUAACAAAUACACAAGACUCAAAUAUGGUGUUAACGGAAAACUCUACAGAAACUCCAGCUUGUAGUGCAGAAUGUCCGGAAAGUACGGAGCCCGAAUCUCAACAAAAAGCCACUGAUGUAUGUGGGAAUGAAAUUCCAAAAGAUAGUGAUAUUGAAACGCCUUGCGAUAAAUCCUCGAAAUCAGAUGAAUCUAAAAAAAGUGCUGAAGAAUUGUUGAAAGAAAAAUUAGACCUUGCUAAUAAUUCUAUGGCUGAAUGUGAUAAUGAUGACAUUAUGGAAAAUGAUGAUGAUUCCGAUGAUGAUGAAAUGUUGAAUUUGGAAACUCAGGGAAUCAAAACUAAGAUCCAACAAUGGCACGAACAUUUGCAGCCCAUAUUAGCUAAAUCGAGAGAGCGUCAUCAUUUCGAUGUUUUCAAAUUGGGCUCCGAAAUUAUCGAAACAGUACAAACUGUAACUGACUCUAAUGAAGAAUCUGCGAAUGUAUCUAAAUCUAGCUCUACCUCGUCAAAUCGUCCUGCAGCCUCUUUUCAUGAUAUUAUGGAUAGUAAAGAUAACUCGUAUGUAUCCAGAUAUUUUCUUUCCACUCUAUUGCUGGCAAAUCAAAGCAAUAUAGAAAUCUCUAUAGACAAUAAAUCCUCAGAGAAGCCUUCUUCUUGGCAUGAUAUACACUUGAAAUUAUUAAGUACAAAACGUCAUACGGUAGCUAUAGAGGAUAAUAUAGGUAUGAUUGAUAAUAAACAAAAAGCAAGUGAUAACAAAGCAAAGCUGAAAACAAAAGAAAAGCCCAUUAUGGGGAAAAUUCAAGAGGUCGUAGAUGAAGAGGAAGAUGAGCCUUUAAUAAAACUACAAAGCAGUAAAAAAGCAACUAAAAAAUCAAAAACAUCACUAAAACGUAAUAGUGAUAAUGCAAUAACUUCUCUAAUAGCCGAAAAGAAGCCUAAAGAAAUAACAACUACAACACCAGCAAUUAGCCGACACAAUGAGUUGCCACACCUGAUAGAAGAUGUACAAAUUAUAACACCCCCAGCUGCAGUAAGCGACAUAAAUAUGAUGCCCUGCACCAGCCGUCAAGCUCAAUAUAUAAAUACCGCCUUGUUUAAUGUCAACAUCAAUAAAAUACAAACGCUACAGCCCAUCGAAAAGGUACAGAAAAGAAGUGAUGAUCAUGAUUCUGGCAUUUUUUCAAUAGAUGAAAUGACCACAUCAUGACGUUACUAAUGACUUGUUU